UAAUUAUUCAAAUCGUGGAGCUCGUCGGGGUAUUCCGCGGUUGCUGCACAAGUAUCUCUGAGGUAGCUUACGGCCAGGUAAGUAACUCUCACGAUUUCUGAAUUUGUUAGCACGAUCGCGAACCGCGAAAGUCAUAUGAGAUCGUGGCUUCAACAGGUAAACAUUGCGAACACUACGUUGAACCGCGAUUUUAAAUCAUCAUCGGUAACAUUUCAUAUUGAGCAACAACAUUUUAAUCGAGUGGCCCACGUGUUAUGGGUAUCUUUUCGGUGCAACCGCGUCCGUUGUAAAGCAUCGAAGGUGAAAGUGAAUGUGAUUCGAAUUCGAAUAAAAUCGUUGGUGUUACGUGAGUUUGAAGCCUUAAUUGAUAUCUCUAAAUUCCAUAGUCGGAGCGAGAGUUGUUUUUCCGAAAAUAGGCUUUUCGUUUGGUGUUGAAAAGAGUGUUCUUACCUUUUAAGGUGUCAGUCUAGGUUCAAGGACAGGUGGUUUGUUUAUUGUGUGUAUACUUUUCGUUAGUGGCUAAAACAAAAAGGCAAUGGAAGGUGUUUGGCGAUUUCGAAUAAUGCUGCUAACAGCUUUUGCCCUGAUCAUGUUUGGAGACUACUUUGGAUAUGCCAAUAUACGGACGACCGCUUCGAAAAACCCUACAACAUUGAGAGACGCCCAGCCGGAGUUAGAUAUUGAAGAAGUUGUACAAGAACCGAAUAAACUCAAAGCUCGACUUGCCGGAGCCAUUAGAGAAUCAUGCCUGCCGAAGAUGCUUUGUGAAAUGGCCUCCCGCCCGGAAUAUACCUUAUCUGAUAGGGAGAAGGAACUGUUGCAACUUCUGAAGUCAACAACAAUGUCCUUGACGAUGAAUGGUCCACCCACGAAAUGGCAUUUUGCAGCUCACAUGGGUGAACUGAUGAAAUACACCGGCGAUGCGAAUAGUGGACCCAUUGGAUGUGCAAGCCUUUGGUCUCAAUGCCCAUUCAGUUCAAAAAAGCUGAUGAAGCUAACAUACAAAGUGAACCUGAAAUAAUCGAGAGCCGGAUCUAAAAACUGAGAAAGAUGCCCUUUAUUUAACCCCCCGGGAGUGGCCGUUGCGUUACGCAGUCAUCACUUUUUCGUUUUUGCGUAAUAUGUAAAUGAACUUGACUGAACUAUAUUAAAGAUACACUAGUCUAAAAAUAUGCACGAUAUUGCUGUAUACCUGUAGCUUUUGUAUAAGAUAUGGUAAUUGCCCAUCCCCAAUUUAGCGGUUUAUGUUAAGUUGCUUUUCAUUGAAAUGGAAAUGAAAAUUGUUCAGAUUACUCUUUAGACCGCAGAUUGCUUUGUAUCUGAAGCACUCAAUGACUUUCAAUCUCGGUAAACCGAAUUAUAUUCGGUUUAUAUUUUAAUCCCACAUCAGAGUUACUACUUUGAAUAGUCAGGGUGAACUUUCAAAAUUAGUUUCGCUUUUAAUAUGAGAUGAAAGUGUAAAUUAACCUCUAUGGAAAAAGAUAUUUUUUCAAGUGAUUAUUGUAAUGUAUGUAAUGUAAAUAUGUAAUUAUAAGAAUCUUCGGCUUAAUAAUGUGCAAUUGCAGCAAACCAUAUAGUACAGUAAUUCCCAUAAAAGUAUACAUUGUACGAUACAAUUUUGGAUGGCGUCUGGUUGGUCAUUUUGCUGCAAAAAGAUAAAAUGUAUUUAGUUAAUAUCCUCACUCGAUAAAGCCAGUUGUGAAUGGGUCAAUACCAUCAGCAGUGCCAAACUGCUCGUUGAAAAAGUUAUUAAUUUUAAAAUAGGAUGACAUUUAAUAAAUUUUAUCUUAGAGUGAAAAACUAAGUGAUUUCUAGAUAUAUCUAUGUAUAGAAUAUAAACUUAAGUUUGUUUUUGUUAAAUCUUUAAUAGUGAGUAUAGUAAUAUUUAAUAAGAAAUCAUCAAGA
Molecule: messenger RNA, 1905 nt
Organism: Hermetia illucens (black soldier fly)
Lineage: Eukaryota; Metazoa; Arthropoda; Insecta; Diptera; Stratiomyidae
Gene: geko
Exons: 3
Coding region: 536-1021 (161 amino acids)
Source: RefSeq, a predicted model, not a curated record